Cladophialophora immunda is the source of this 945-nucleotide messenger RNA. RefSeq lists its product as uncharacterized. Gene Ontology annotation, molecular function: oxidoreductase activity, acting on the CH-OH group of donors, NAD or NADP as acceptor. Lineage: Eukaryota; Fungi; Ascomycota; Eurotiomycetes; Chaetothyriales; Herpotrichiellaceae. The transcript is spliced from 3 exons. The coding region runs from base 1 to 945 and encodes 314 amino acids. The record is from RefSeq and is a predicted model, not a curated record.
AUGGGUCAACCAUCUCCCAUCGGCUCCAUCAGUUCGCUCACUAAUAAGAUCGCCCUUAUAACGGGUGCAUCGUCUGGAUUAGGUCGUGCUAUUGCAGAGGCAUAUGCUGCGGCCGGUGCCUAUGUGGUCUCGGCGGACCUAAAACCUGAGCCACAGCAGCAGCCCAACAUUGCGCAGAUCCUCAAGGAUAGUGACCUAACAACUCCGACAGCUGACCUCCUCAAUGUGAAGUGGCCCAGUGAGAAGAAUGGACUACGGAGAGCCGAGUACGUCAAAUGCGACGUGACAGACGAGGAGAGUGUCAAAGAUGCGGUCGCGUUUACGGUGGAGAAGUAUGGCCGUUUGGAUAUCAUGGUGAACAAUGCCGGAAUCGGUGCCGAGAUCAACAAAAAUCUGAAUCCCAGUGGAGUUCGACGGAGAAUCCACGAGACUCCCCUCGCCAUCUUCGACGCCACCCACGCUGUCAAUGCCCGCGGCGUCUGGCUCGGCUGCAAAUACGCCUUGGCCCAGUUCCUCUCGCAAGAGCCCUCGCCCGAGUUCUCGCGCACCGCCACGGGCGCGACGUCCGACGUACACCGUGGCUGGAUCAUCAACCUAGGGUCCAUCCUGUCGGUCUCGGGUUACCCGUUCUUUUCCAGCUACUGCGCGAGCAAAGGGGGAGUGCUCCAGAUUACGCGAACGGCCGCGCUAGAAUAUGCAAAAGACGGGAUUCACGUUAACGCCAUCCUGCCAGGCUUCGCCGACACACACAUUCUUGAAGGCAUGUACGCGAAUGCCGAAGGUGGCAAGGAAAGUGUAGUCAAUGCUUUAUCUGAUGCACUCCCGUGGGGCCGGGUGGGUAGGGUAGAGGACGUCUCGCGCGUUGCGGUCUUCCUUGCGGGAGAAGGCGCAAGCUGGGUGACAGGAGCUGGAGUUCCUGUGGACGGUGGAUGGCUGGCGCGAUAA